Molecule: messenger RNA, 1434 nt
Organism: Oncorhynchus tshawytscha (Chinook salmon)
Lineage: Eukaryota; Metazoa; Chordata; Actinopteri; Salmoniformes; Salmonidae
Product: RING finger protein 227
Exons: 2
Coding region: 59-568 (169 amino acids)
Biological process (GO): protein ubiquitination
Molecular function (GO): ubiquitin protein ligase activity
Source: RefSeq, a predicted model, not a curated record
CAAUUAAUUCAGACAAUUCAUUCUCGUUGAACGAAACAGCACCCAAAGAGAAAGAAAAAUGUGUUCAGAUCUUGAGUGCGGAAUUUGUUACCGAAGCUACAACACCGCCCGUCGGUGUCCUCGUGAGUUACAGUGUAAACACAGCUUUUGUGAGCGCUGUCUGGUGACUCUUUCCCAAUCCUCAGUGUGUGAAGUGGAAUCCACGAAGGAAUGUUCCACGCAGGACAAGACAAUUGUUUGCCCACUCUGCCGAUACCCGACCUCUGUAUCGGGAAAAGUGAGGGCAGCGCUUCGGGUAGACGAAAGUGUUCUAGAGCGCAUGGUGGUAUCUGACGUUCUCGGGGAAAGCAUGACAGACGACGAGGGGGAUAGUGAGGGGAAGGAGGAUGACAAUGAGACUCCCCAUGAGAACUCAGCUGUGGAAAGGGGUUCCAGAGGUGGAAGGUUCCGCCGUUCGCUGAGGCGCGUCUGGGGCAAAUUCACUGGGAAUCAUUCCCAAAGGAGAGCGGAUUGUAUGACUGAUGAGGACCUACGAGACCUCUUCAUGAUGUCAUGCUAUACCAUUUGAUGCGGACUUCAUUGAUUGGAAAGUGAUCAGGGCUGCGUUCAGUACGUUUUUACGUUCUGGCACGUUCAGUUGAACGGAUCCGGUGCUGUACUGAACGACCAGUUGAAAAACCGGGUUGGAGAAAGCUGUCGGCAUGGCCACUGCCCUUUAAAUAUGUCACACAUUGCUUCAAGCCACACCUCGCCACACCCACCAACGGGAGCCACCCUACCUCAGUCUGUUCAAUAACGUUUUAGGGGAAACGUGUCAAUCGGUACAAACCGUUCCGUAACUUAGCAAACGUUCGAGCGAACUGAACGCACCUCAGUGGCACCUGAUUGAUCAGAGAGGGGGCGUUGCCGUCCACGAGCCUACACUACAGUAACCCAUUUGGACUGUAGAAGACUGGCGGGUCCAGUUGGAAGUUGGAGCAAGCAGUAAUAUGUAUUCUAUAUAAUAGCCAAGGCCUCUGUGUCCAUUUCUUCACACAUACAUGUAAUAAUUGGUGGUUCCCAAACACAUAAUGGUAACAGAAUUGUAAAGACUAUAGGCUGUUCUUUGAAGCCAUUGGGCUACUGAAUGAAAUAGUUUUUAUCUAAAAUUGUAUUUUUUUGUGCUUUGAAGUAGCCUAUGGCUUUCCAUUUCCAACUAUUAGAAUGUGUUGAAUUUUGUUGGUGCUCAGUUCAAGAAAAAACUACUUGAAUGUAGUGUAUUUAUUAAAUUCACCUUUAUUGAUUGUGUGUGAUAUUUUGCACCUUUGUUUUGUUGUAAUAAAACAUGUUAUUGUUUUGUUAAUUUUCUUCUCUCGCCGGGAUAAAUGGCUUGCAGUAGUAACUAAUGCUUGCUUUUUCGCUGAAGAAUAAGUUAAUAAAUAAUACUGUUCUGAA